ACGUCCGCGCGUGCUUUCGUCAGCACGUGCGCGCCCCGCGACCGCCUUCCCUUACCCGCGCGACGCGAGGGCGGGGGCGCUGCGUGCGCGCGCGCUCUCGUGUUCGCCCCUCGCUCGCUCGUUCGCUCGCUCUCGGCGGGCCGCUCUCGCUGAGGCUGCGGCUGAGGCUGGGGGCGGCGGCGGCGGCGACGGCGGCGGCGCGGGCGGCGGGCGGCGCGCGGCGGUCCGGCGGGUUCAAAGAGGAAAACAUGGCGGAAAACAAAGGCGGCGGCGAGGCUGAGAGUGGUGGCGGGGGCGGCGGCAGCGCGCCGGGAACCGCCGGGGCCGCGGGGCCCGCGGCGCAGGAGGCGGAGCCGCCUCUCGCCUCGGUGCUGGUGGAGGAGGAGGAGGAGGAAGGCGGCCGGGCCGGCGCGGAGGGCGGCGCGGCGGGGGCCGACGACGACGGGGGGGCCGCGGCCUCCUCGGGCCCGGCCGCUGCCGCCGCCGCCCCUGCGGCCUCGGGCCCCGCGGCUCCCGGCGGCCCCGCGUCGGCGUCGGCCUCGGCCUCCGCGUCGGCUGCGGGCCCGGGCCCCGCGGCGGGGCCGCCGGCCUCGCUCCUGGACACCUGCGCGGUGUGCCAGCAGAGCCUGCAGAGCCGGCGCGAGGCGGAGCCCAAGCUGCUGCCCUGCCUGCACUCCUUCUGCCUGCGCUGCCUGCCCGAGCCCGAGCGCCAGCUCAGCGUGCCCAUCCCGGGGGGCAGCAACGGCGACAUCCAGCAAGUUGGUGUGAUACGGUGUCCAGUGUGCCGCCAAGAAUGCAGACAGAUAGACCUUGUGGAUAAUUAUUUUGUGAAAGACACAUCCGAAGCCCCUAGCAGUUCUGAUGAGAAAUCAGAACAGGUGUGCACUAGUUGUGAAGACAAUGCAAAUGCUGUUGGCUUUUGUGUAGAAUGUGGAGAGUGGCUAUGUAAAACGUGCAUUGAAGCACAUCAGAGAGUCAAGUUCACUAAGGAUCACUUGAUCAGGAAGAAGGAAGAUGUCUCAGAGUCUGUUGGGACAUCUGGUCAGCGUCCUGUUUUCUGCCCUGUACACAAACAAGAGCAGCUGAAACUUUUUUGUGAAACAUGCGAUAGACUGACCUGUAGAGACUGCCAGCUAUUGGAGCACAAAGAACAUAGGUAUCAGUUUUUGGAAGAAGCAUUUCAAAAUCAGAAAGGUGCAAUUGAGAAUUUAUUGGCUAAGCUUCUUGAGAAAAAGAAUUAUGUUCAUUUUGCAGCUACCCAGGUACAGAAUAGGAUAAAAGAAGUAAAUGAAACUAACAAACGAGUAGAACAGGAAAUUAAAGUGGCCAUUUUCACCCUUAUCAAUGAAAUUAAUAAGAAAGGAAAAUCUCUCUUACAGCAGCUAGAGAACGUUACGAAAGAAAGGCAGAUGAAGCUCCUGCAGCAGCAGAGUGACAUCACAGGCCUUUCCCGGCAGGUGAAGCAUGUCAUGAACUUUACAAACUGGGCGAUUGCGAGUGGCAGCAGCACCGCUCUGCUGUACAGCAAGCGGCUGAUUACUUUUCAGUUGCGUCAUAUUUUGAAAGCAAGGUGUGACCCUGUUCCUGCUGCUAAUGGAGCAAUCCGUUUCCAUUGUGAUCCCACCUUCUGGGCAAAGAAUGUAGUCAACUUAGGUAAUCUAGUAAUAGAGAGUAAACCAGCUCCUGGUUACACUCCUAAUGUGGUGGUUGGGCAAGUUCCUCCAGGAACAAACCACAUUAGUAAAACCCCUGGACAGAUUAACUUAGCACAGCUUCGACUCCAGCACAUGCAACAGCAAGUGUAUGCACAGAAACAGCAGCAGUUGCAGCAAAUGAGGAUGCAGCAACCACCAGCCCCUGUGCCCACCACAACAGCCACGGCGGUGCAACAGCAUGCCAGACAGGCAGCCCCACAAAUGUUACAGCAGCAGCCUCCAAGAUUGAUUAGUGUGCAAACAAUGCAGCGAGGCAACAUGAACUGUGGGGCUUUCCAGGCCCACCAGAUGAGACUGGCUCAGAACGCUGCCAGGAUUCCAGGCAUCCCCCGACACAGCGGCCCUCAGUACUCCAUGAUGCAGCCGCACCUCCAAAGACAACAUUCAAACCCAGGCCAUGCUGGACCCUUUCCUGUGGUAUCGGUACACAACACCACAAUUAACCCAACAAGCCCUACCACAGCAACUAUGGCAAAUGCAAACCGAGGUCCUACUAGCCCAUCUGUUACAGCCAUAGAGCUAAUCCCCUCAGUUACAAAUCCAGAGAACCUUCCGUCCCUGCCAGAUAUUCCUCCUAUACAGUUGGAAGAUGCUGGAUCAAGUAGUUUAGAUAAUCUACUAAGUAGAUACAUUACUGGCAGCCAUCUACCCCCACAGCCUACAAGCACCAUGAACCCUUCCCCAGGACCCUCUGCCUUAUCUCCAGGAUCAUCAGGUUUAUCAAAUUCUCACACUCCUGUGAGGCCCCCUAGUACCUCUAGUACCGGCAGUCGAGGCAGCUGUGGAUCAUCAGGGAGAACUGCUGAGAAGACAAGUCUUAGUUUCAAGUCAGAGCAAGUGAAAGUCAAGCAGGAGCCUGGGAUGGAGGAUGAAGUGUGCAGCUUCUCAGGGGCUGUGAAGCAGGAGAAGGCAGAGGAUGGCAGGAGGAGUGCCUGCAUGUUGAGCAGCCCUGAGAGUAGCUUGACACCACCUCUCUCAACUAACCUGCAUCUAGAGAGUGAACUGGACGCGUUAGCAAGCCUAGAGAAUCACGUGAAGACUGAGCCCACUGAUGUGAAUGAAAGCUGCAAACAGUCUGGGCUCAGUGGCCUAGUGAAUGGGAAGUCUCCAGUUCGAAGCCUCAUACACAGGUCGGCAAGGAUUGGAGGGGAUGGCAGCAGCAAAGAUGAGGACCCCAAUGAGGACUGGUGUGCCGUCUGCCAGAAUGGAGGGGAUCUGUUGUGCUGUGAAAAAUGUCCAAAGGUCUUUCAUCUAACUUGUCAUGUUCCAACACUUCUUAGCUUUCCAAGUGGGGACUGGAUAUGCACAUUUUGCAGAGAUAUUGGGAAGCCAGAAGUUGAAUAUGAUUGUGAUAAUUUACAGCACAGCAAGAAGGGGAAAACCGUACAGGGGUUGAGCCCUGUGGACCAAAGGAAAUGUGAACGUCUUCUGCUUUACCUCUAUUGCCAUGAAUUAAGUAUUGAAUUCCAGGAGCCUGUUCCUGUGUCGAUACCAAACUACUACAAGAUUAUAAAGAAACCAAUGGAUUUAUCCACCGUGAAAAAGAAGCUUCAGAAAAAACAUUCCCAACAUUACCAAGUCCCAGAUGACUUUGUGGCUGAUGUUCGUCUGAUCUUCAAGAACUGUGAAAGGUUUAAUGAAAUGAUGAAAGUUGUUCAAGUUUAUGCAGACACACAAGAGAUUAAUUUGAAGGCUGAUUCAGAAGUAGCUCAGGCAGGGAAGGCAGUGGCAUUGUACUUUGAAGAUAAACUCACAGAGAUCUACUCAGACAGGACCUUCGCACCUUUGCCAGAGUUUGAGCAGGAGGAAGAUGAUGGUGAGGUAACUGAGGACUCUGAUGAAGACUUUAUACAGCCUCGCAGAAAACGCCUGAAGUCAGAUGAGAGGCCAGUACACAUAAAGUAAAUUGACAUGGAUUUAAAUGAGUUGUUUUUAAAAGAAAAGAAAACCAAUUCUUUUAUUUAAGUGUUGCUGUGGAAUAUCCUGCCUGCGGUGGGCCCCUCCUAGAGGAAGCCGAUGGUUUCUACCAGUAUUAGAAUGGAACGAUGGACCGACAUGCUUGUCAACAAGGGGUGGGGGGAACACACCUUGCAACUUCUGAGUGAACGAGCAGAAGUAAAAUGAUGUUCUGUGAAUGUUGAUCACAUAGUAUUAUAGUGUACAACAUUGGGUACCUAAGUACACAAAACUCAGGUUGCUCAAUACAUUAUCUUUUUGGACUGGAGUAUACAGUUAUUAAAACAACUAAGCUUUCCCCCUUUAUACACACAACAAUAGGUUGGUUUUUAGGUUUUUCUUUUUUCCUUAAAAAAGAAAAGGAGCUCAGAUUCCACUUUAAUAUCCAUGCAGAUAUGCAUUGAAUCAUGAAAGUAUGUCCUUCCCACCCAAAUGUCAUGCUGUUGGGUCUUAGUUUUUAACUUGGCUUGAACUCCACAUAGUUUUGUUUCUCCUCACACAUGACUGUUGGUGGUGCCAUCACCUCAGUGGUCUGUUGAAAUACUGUGGUGAUUUCCCAGUCCUCAUCUCCAGAGACCCAUUCCCCAUGCGGCACCUCCCAUUCAGACCCACGCAAGGCAGAAUGUUUGUUCAAAGUCCACCUGGUUUUCUGUACAUGUAAAUUUGAUGGAGAAGGUAACAACUGGCUCUUACGCAGUCUUCCUUCAUAUAUCAGUUUUCCAAUAGAGCAUUAUUGGUAAACAGUAAUCUGUCAACUACCAAAUGUGUAAAAUUUUCUGUAAUUCACUUUGUCUUAUUUGUAAAUAGUGAACUAAAAGUGGCAGAUCAGCAACAUUUGCUGAGCCUGUUUUUUUAAGCUAACGUGUAUUCUUACUAAUGUCUCUAUCAAAAAUGGGUUUGUAAUAUAUGCUGUCUAUUUCUAAUGUUCACAUUCAUAUUUUGAGGUUCUAUCUUAUUUUAAUAGAGAACAGACUUCUCAGAAAAUCUUCAGAAGCAGCUUAUUAUUGAAAUAUCACAAUAUUGAAAUAAAACCCGGUGGGGUUAGAUUACUCAUCUGUCCACCAAGUGGGACAUUUGCCUGGACUUGGGGCUCGAAAAGACC
This is a messenger RNA of Perognathus longimembris pacificus (Pacific pocket mouse), 4773 nucleotides long. It is a transcript of the gene Trim33, whose product is annotated as tripartite motif containing 33. The record is from RefSeq and is a predicted model, not a curated record. The transcript is spliced from 20 exons. Bases 249 to 3620 code for a protein of 1123 amino acids. Lineage: Eukaryota; Metazoa; Chordata; Mammalia; Rodentia; Heteromyidae. Gene Ontology annotation, molecular function: zinc ion binding; protein binding.